This is a messenger RNA of Capronia coronata CBS 617.96, 1167 nucleotides long. Its product is annotated as isocitrate dehydrogenase [NAD] subunit 2, mitochondrial. Lineage: Eukaryota; Fungi; Ascomycota; Eurotiomycetes; Chaetothyriales; Herpotrichiellaceae. Gene Ontology annotation, cellular component: mitochondrion. Gene Ontology annotation, biological process: isocitrate metabolic process; tricarboxylic acid cycle. Bases 1 to 1167 code for a protein of 388 amino acids. The transcript is spliced from 2 exons. The record is from RefSeq and is a predicted model, not a curated record. Gene Ontology annotation, molecular function: isocitrate dehydrogenase (NAD+) activity; NAD binding; magnesium ion binding.
AUGAUCGCCUCUCGAGUGUUUGCUUCUCCCGCUCGUCAGUGCUUGCGAAAAGCCUGUCAACAGCCGACCUGGGCUCCGGCUUUCUUUCAGGCUCAACCCCGACGCUUCGCAUCUACUGCAGAGGCAGACCAAGUCGCCAGAUUCAAGGGCAAGAAGGGGCCGGAUGGGAACUAUACGGUCACAUUAAUAGAGGGAGACGGUAUCGGCCCAGAAAUCUCACAGUCUGUCAAGGACAUCUACACGGCAGCAAAGGUGCCCAUUGUCUGGGAACCGGUGGAUGUCACGCCGCGCUUGAAGGAUGGCCGGACCGUGAUUCCUGACGAGGCAAUUGAGUCGGUGCAGAAGAAUUAUGUUGCUCUGAAAGGACCUCUUGCAACUCCCGUGGGCAAGGGACACGUUUCUCUCAACCUCACUCUCCGACGAACUUUCAAUCUCUUCGCCAAUGUCCGUCCCUGCCGCAGCAUCGAAGGCUACAAGACUCCCUACGACAACGUCGACACAGUUCUGAUCCGAGAAAACACCGAAGGAGAGUACAGCGGCAUUGAACAUGUGGUUGUGGAUGGCGUUGUGCAGUCGAUCAAGCUCAUCACCCGUGCAGCUUCGGAAAGAGUCCUCAGAUACGCUUUCCAGUAUGCGCGAGCGGUCAACAGAAAGAAGGUCCGCGUUGUUCACAAGGCCACCAUCAUGAAGAUGUCCGAUGGUCUAUUCCUCAGCACCGCAAGGGAUGUUGCCAAGGACUUCCCUGACAUUCAAUUCGACGCCGAGCUUCUGGACAAUGCCUGCUUGAAGAUUACAACCGACCCAGGCCCAUACUCCGACAAAGUCCUGGUCAUGCCUAACCUUUACGGUGACAUUUUGUCCGAUAUGUGCGCUGGUUUGAUUGGUGGUUUGGGUCUCACUCCAUCUGGAAACAUUGGUGACGAAUGCUCCAUUUUUGAAGCCGUCCACGGCUCAGCUCCUGAUAUUGCAGGCAAGGGGCUCGCCAACCCGACCGCGUUGCUUCUCAGCAGUAUUAUGAUGUUACGGCACAUGGGCCUGAACGAGUACGCGGCCAAGAUUGAGAGUGCCAUUUUUGCAACGCUGGCUGAAGGCAAGACUCUGACGGGUGAUUUGGGCGGAAAGGCCAAGACGCACGAGUAUGCCCAAGCCAUCAUCAGCCACCUGUAA